GAAAACGUGUCUAUCUCUUUCAUUUGAUUGGUCUAUAUACAAGUCCAUUAUUUAUUUCAUGCAAAAAGUAUAAAUAUGAAGAUUUCUAUUGCAUUCGUUAUUAACUGUCAUUUUCUGUUCACAUCUUCACGCUGGGAUUGUCGAUUGAUAUUUACAUAUUUGGUUCAUCAUGUCGAAAAAUCAAAAUCAGCAAAAAUCUAUUGAUAUUCCAGUGAAUAAAGAUACAAGAACAUUUGAACAACAUAGACGUGAAAUGUUAACGGGAUUACAGCAUAGACAUAGAGGUGGUAAACGUCAAAAACUUGGAAUUACACCAUAUCGUGAUACCUGGUCAGAUGUGAUAGAUAAUUGGGUUGAUUCAUCAUGGAAAAGUUGGGAUGAUGAGAUUCGUAGACUCAGGCGUGGAAUGUUUGCGCUCCUGCCUCUUGAUACUUUCCGUUUGAGAGAAGGUUUUCCAGAUCCAUUUGACUUGAUGAAUCAUAUGGAGCAUGAAGUUGAAGAAAUGCGUAAUCGUAUAGGCAUGAGCAAGGCCCCAGUAACUGGUGCUUUGAGUGACUUUAUGAAGGAUGCCUAUGAGCUUGGUGAAGAUGGAAAGCUUCAUUUCAAAGUGCAUUUCGACGUAAAAGGUUUUGAACCUGAUGAUAUCAAAGUUAAUUCUACAGAGAAUCGUGUGAAUGUUCAUGCCAAGAAGGUGACAGAGUCUGAUUCUUCAAAGUCUUCUCGUGAAUUCUGUCGUGUAAUAGAACUUCCUCGUACAAUUGAUAAUAGUCACUUACAAUGUCGUCUAACAGAUGAUGGUGUUUUGAUGCUUGAGGCUCCAGUGAAAUCUCCAGAUUACGAGUCGAUUACAUUUACUGAUAAUCGUCAACUUGGUAUUCAUCCAAAGUCGACUGACCAGGUUCAGUCGAAACCACUUGUUGUGAAAGGUGUAUCCGGUCCACUGAUUUUAGAGGAUGAAGGGAAUAGAAAACUUCUACACGUUGAAGUCCCUGUGGAUCCUAUAUAUAAAUCAGAAGAUCUAUGCAUAAAUGUUGACUCCAAUCGAGUUGUUGUCUCUGGUCGAUGUCAUAAAACAGACGAUAAUCAUUCAAACAAGAAAAGUAAAACAUCAUAUGCAGAGUUUACUCAUUCAUAUGAAAUCCCAGAAACAGUUGAUCCAUUAUCAGUGACAGCACAAUUAAUUGGAAAUCGUUUGGUUUUGGAAGCGCCUCUGGUAAAACAACAUACAAUUGGACAUUAAUUAAUUAAUUUGUUAUCCUAAAUUGUUGACAUAUUUCUAGUCAUGCAUAUGUGUGUGUGUGUGUGUGAAAUAUUUAUAAUAAAAUAAUUCUUUCUGUAUUCAA
This is a messenger RNA of Trichobilharzia regenti, 1343 nucleotides long. Lineage: Eukaryota; Metazoa; Platyhelminthes; Trematoda; Strigeidida; Schistosomatidae. The record is from the annotation of a GenBank genome assembly.